Molecule: messenger RNA, 2604 nt
Organism: Orbilia oligospora ATCC 24927
Lineage: Eukaryota; Fungi; Ascomycota; Orbiliomycetes; Orbiliales; Orbiliaceae
Exons: 4
Coding region: 1-2604 (867 amino acids)
Biological process (GO): positive regulation of transcription by RNA polymerase II; DNA-templated transcription
Molecular function (GO): sequence-specific DNA binding; DNA-binding transcription factor activity, RNA polymerase II-specific; zinc ion binding
Source: RefSeq, a predicted model, not a curated record
AUGGAUGAGCAUUUCGAGCGUCCCGCAAAACGCCAGAAGCAGGACGGCUUGUCACAGUCUCCCGAAGCCUCCAACUCCGCCAAGUUCCCGCCUGUCGCCAGAUCUCAGUCCUCCCGCCCCGUCUCCGAAGAACCCCAACGAGCUAGCUCAAAGUCCGAAGCGGGCUCCGAUUCUCCUGCUAUUCCUCUGCUCUACAAGCAGCCUGCCUGUCAGAGAUGCAGGAGCAAGAAGAUCAAGUGUGAUGCUUUAUCACCACAAUGUACUGCUUGUAAAAAGGCCAACGAAGCAUGCACAAUCGCCAACCCCACCAGCCAUCAGGAAUACCAUAGAGGAUACGUCGAGUCGCUAGAAGAUCGCAUAAGCCAGUUGCAGUCGUACAUGCAAAGCAUCUCUCGUAUAACCAGUCUCGACGAAGCCGCUCUCCAUGACGACUCUCUUGUUAACAGCUCUCCGAAAGGCGGGAUCACUCGCCCCGAGUCUCUUAUCCCUCACGGCCCGGGUAUCCAGCGAAUCAAUCAAAAGGACAAGGAUGCCAACGACCGCGAAGCCAGAUUCAUUGGCGAGGGAAGCGGAAUCAACUUUAUCAAUUCGAUUUUGGCAGCUAUCCGAACUCGCCAUAGCGAUAUAAACCUUCUCCGUUCAUUGCUCUCCUCCAAGAAGAAGUCCUCUGCCAAGGCUCCAGCCGGCAAGUCAAGCUUCAGUCAGCAACGCUCGACCCCGCCCAAUCCACCACCCCGGGAUCUCGGUCUCCAACUCCUUCGUACCUACCUCGAGAAAGCCCAACCAAAACAUCCCUUCAUCGCCCGAUCCGAGAUUGUCCGGGUUUGUGAAUCUCUUUUGGGAAUCCGCAAUGCUCGUCCAUUGUCUUCCCAAGAUCAUUUCCGCGCCUAUAUGGUGUUCGCAAUUGCUUCGGUAUGGCAUUUCCGACAAGGUGAAAAGGAUACCGUCAAUCCCAUGAAGUUCUAUGCCAAUGCUAUGUUCUAUAUCGAUGGUAUUCCUCGUCUCCAUGGAGUAGAUGGUGUUACAAACCUUCUUUUCAUUGCCCGUCUCGGUUUCUUCUGCACAACUGGUCUUAGCCUUUGGUACAUUUCGAAUCUUUGUCUACGUAUAUGUGUUGAAAAUGAGAUGCACUUGAAUCCUCCUCGCAGCAAGUUUACGCCUUCGAUGCCUGCCUUUGAGGAGCAAAUCAGACGCCGCCUCUUCUGGCAAUGCUACUCUCUUGAUCGCCACGCCUCGCAAACCCUCGGGCGCCCUUUCGGUAUCUCAGAUGAAGACAUCAAAGUUGACCUACCUGAAGACGUUGACGAUGAGAAGCUCAUUGGCGUAGCUGAGGAUUUACCAACAUUUAUGUCCCACUAUACACCGAAGCAUACAGGAAAUAUCAAAUCUGAACUUGCAUUCUUUAUUCACAAUAUUAAAUUGAAGAAGAUUACAUCUCGGAUGAACGUUGCCCUCUUCGGACGAUUUUUGCAUCAGCCGAAAGACCAUAUCGCCGAUGUCCUCGCCCCUGGGAAGAUGUACACAUUUUUCGAAGACUUCGUUAUCGAACUCGAAGAAUGGCGUAUCACCGCUCCCACGACACCGCCAGUAAGUGCGGUUCCAAUGAGUCGAGCAUACGUUAGUCAAGAUUGGUUCGACCUACACUUCUACCAAGAGAAAUUGACUCUCGUUCGAGCGAUCAUUGACCUCAUCCCCCGCCCCACUGGCCACCCGCCGAGUGAUCUUCUUGACAUCUGCUUUGUCACUGCUACCAGGAUCAUCAAGCUAUAUCAGAAAGAUUCCGCAAUGGGUGAUAUAGAACCUGCUAGAGGUCGCUUAUAUAGAGUUUUCGUGGCAGGUAUCAGUGUGCUCUACUGUUUGCUGCUUACCCAGCAAAGAACCCGAGACGAGCAGAGUGAUAUCAUCUUACCGAGUAUUCAAACUACCCGGGCAAAUGAUGCAGCCUUGCUACAGGAACAAAAAGAAAUGUUAAGGACAUGCCAACGGACCCUAGAGUUGAUGGCGAAGCCAUUGAUUGACGACGGCAGCGGGUUGAAAUAUGUCCGGACUUUCGAGGUUCUCUGCCGCGAGGUUUUGAGGAGAGUGAAUAGUGACAGCAACGCUGCCGCCAGAAGCCCGACUGCUGUCAAGCGGAAGAUUGCAGCUGCCACUGGCAACGGAGGUGGUCCUGGUAGGCCAGACCCCGAGAAAAGGGGCAGAAGACAAAGUACCAUUGAAGUCGGCGGUGAAGGAGAGUUCGGAGGCGCAAGUCCGCCUUCCGGAUACGAAAAGAUACACGUUCAGAAUGGUAAUGGUGGUAAUGGAACGUACUCGGCACCAAAUGGGACACCUAACGGAAACUCACCCCAUAGCAGUAGUAAUUCUUGGGCAGGGAUGAGCGACUUUGCGGUUAAUGAACUUGGGGAGUGGUUCUCUGCCGACUACGGCAACGGACAGAAUGGAUCUGGGGGAACAGGAGCAGCCGCAGUGGAUUGGGAUCUGACUGGUGGCGGGAAUGUGGCAGUCGAAAACGGUGUUACCGGAGGAUACGACUAUCAGUGGGAAGGAUUAGGGGCAGAAUGGGCAGGAUUCCUAGAGAUCCUGAUGGAUGGCAAGACGAAUUGA